Molecule: messenger RNA, 2314 nt
Organism: Athalia rosae (coleseed sawfly)
Lineage: Eukaryota; Metazoa; Arthropoda; Insecta; Hymenoptera; Athaliidae
Gene: Ance-3
Product: angiotensin-converting enzyme
Exons: 12
Coding region: 175-2274 (699 amino acids)
Biological process (GO): proteolysis
Cellular component (GO): plasma membrane
Molecular function (GO): metallopeptidase activity; peptidyl-dipeptidase activity
Source: RefSeq, a predicted model, not a curated record
UGUCAUUACGAGUGAAGACCAGCCCGGUCGACCUGACAAACUCCGCUGGAUCAUGUUCGGACGUUCGACCGAUUAAAUUUUCUUCUCAUCGUUUUCGUUCCUCCGAUUUGUCCCGACGCUUGGAAAGGGGUGGCGAUAUCGUCUGACUUAUUUUAUGCACCCCUCCGAAGAAAAAUGGAGAUUCUUCACAAACCAGUUGUGAUCAUAGUUGUGGGUCAGGGAAGAAAGAACUUGUCACCUUUACUCAUGGCGUUGCUCUUCGUUUUUUCGCUGUUGACGACGGUCUCGGCGCAACUCGACAUACCCUUACGCGAUGACCUUCUGGAAAGUAUCGUCGGACGAGCCAGCGUCGGUAAUUUGGACUACAGAAAUGUCUUGGCGAGACUCGAAUUCCAGGGUGUACAGCAAUGCAGUAAAAAUGUUGCCACUCAAUGGGAAUACGAGACCAACGUUAACGAACUUUCGCAACUACAGGCGCUGGAAGCGCAGCAGCAGUAUUCGGAAUUUCAGAACCAGGCGUGGCAGCUGAUCAAACGACUGGACAUAAACAGCAUAAGGGAUCCGACGAUUCGAAGACGUUUGAGAUUUUUGUCCGUCGUUGGACCGGCCGCACUUCCGCCGGAUCAACUGGACAGAUACAAUCGGGUGAUUAAUGACAUGUUAUCGAUAUACAAUGGAGCAACAAUUUGCGCGCACAACGACCCAUUCCGUUGUGGACUGCGUCUGUACCCUGACUUGUCCAAAAUAAUGGCGAAAAGUCGGGACUGGGAUGAACUUCAGUACGUCUGGCUCGAAUGGCGACGACGUAGUGGGGCGCAAAUGCGAGAUCUUUACGAACAACUCGUCGAUCUCACCAACGAAGCAGCAAAUUUUAACAAUUUUUCGAACGCUGCGGAGUAUUGGCAGUUCCCUUACGAGACUUUCGACCUUCAACAGGAACUAGAGGACACCUGGAACACCAUUCGUCCCCUUUACGAAGAACUCCACGCGUACGUCAGAAGAAAGUUGCGGGAUCUUUAUGGGCCCGAUAAGAUAAGCGGACAGGCUCCUUUACCUUCUCAUGUACUCGGGAAUAUGUGGGCACAAUCCUGGACGAAUAUCGUAGAAGUGACGAUGCCAUAUUCCGGAAAGCAUCACUUGGACGUUACGGGUGAAAUGCAGAAUCAGGGAUACACGCCGAUCGACAUGUUCAGAGUUGCCGAAGAAUUUUACCUAUCGCUGAACCUGAGCGCACUUCCGCCGGAAUUUUGGGCCAGCAGUAUAUUCGCUGAUCCCGGAGAUCGCCCGAUUAUUUGCCAAGCCUCUGCCUGGGAUUUUUGCAACCGUCUCGACUACAGGAUUAAAAUGUGCACGAGAGUUACGAUGAAAGACUUGAUCACCGUUCAUCACGAGAUGGCACACAUUCAAUAUUUUCUACGUUACAGCCGACUUCCUAGAGAAUUCAGAGACGGUGCUAAUCCUGGAUUCCACGAAGCUGUCGGCGAGGCGAUCGCUCUGAGCGUCGCGACGCCUCGACAUCUUCAAACACUAGGAUUGGCUCCUAAGUACAGCGUGGAACCUACCGCCGACAUAAACUACCUGUUCGCUUUAGCUAUGGAUAAAGUGGUAUUGCUGCCGUUCAGUUUGGCAGUGGACAGAUGGAGAUGGGAUAUUUUCAAGAGGGUCGUCAACAGGGAAGAGUACAACUGUCACUGGCACCGACUCAGGGAACAAUACUCGGGUGUAAAACCACCGGUAUUGAGAUCGGAAGACGAUUUCGAUCCCGGAUCCAAAUAUCACAUACCGGCGAACAUCCCCUACAUUCGAAAUUUCGUGGCUGGAGUUCUUCAAUUCCAACUGUAUCGUGCUCUCUGUCAAGCCGCCGGACAAAGAUUUCCCGGUGACAGCAGAAGGCCUCUGCAUCGCUGCGACUUUUACAGAAGUCCCGCUGCCGGUGGAAUUUUGGGAAGAUUAAUGGAGAAAGGAUCUUCCAUCCCGUGGCAAGAAGUACUCCAAGAAGCCACCGGAGAAACCACUUUGGACGGUGACGCUCUGAGGGAAUUUUUCAGACCACUGGAGGACUGGUUGAGAACGGAGAAUCUCCGUACGGGAGAACUCGUCGGAUGGACUUACGACGGGGACUACUGCAAACGGAGCAUCGAAACGGCAGGACUACAAGUGUACGGAAGUGGAUUCUACAAUUCAGCUUUUACCUAUAGAGGCCCAACUGCGAUUUUGCUCACGUUAAUCUCUCUCAUCUCCGCAUCAUCGAGGAUCGUCGAAUACUUUUUAUAAAUAGUAGUACAUUAAUGAUAAUAAUAAUGAUAUAACAUCA